CGAGAGAGAGAGAGAGAGAGAGAGGUCGAGGCAGUGCGGCUUGGCAGAGGGGACGGCGGGACCCGGAGGAGAAGCCGGCAUGGAGCCCAACAGUCCCCGCAAGAUCCAGUUCACUGUCCCGCUGCUGGAGCCGCAUCUCGACCCGGAGGCGGCGGAGCAGAUCCGAAGACGUCGCCCAACAGCUACCUUGGUCUUGAGCAGCGACCAGUCUUCUCCUGAAAUUGAUGAAGACCGGCUCCCCAACCCUCUUUUGAAGCCAGGAAUGUCGAUGUCUCCAAGCAGAAGGAAGGUUUCUCGCACCACCCCCACCAUGAAAGAGCUCCAGCUGAUGGUUGAGCACCAUCUCUGCAAGCAGCAGGCAGAUGAGGAGGAUGUCAGCACUGGGAGCCAGGAGCCCCACAGCCCAAGCUGCUGCCCUCAUGCCAACUCAAAGCCCGGCCACAGUCCUGGGAGUUGCCCUUUGGCCCAAGCUCAGGCUCAGCUGGGCAUUCAGCAGGGGGAGCCCGCUGGCCUGGAGGAACAAGGAGCGUCACGGGAGCUUGCUGCGCAGAGAGACCCAGUAAUGUGAAGCCAGACCUGUCCUCAGAGAAGCAAGGAGUUCAUAUACCACCGGAGAGCUCUGUGGAGAAGCAGAAGCCGGCCAAGGAGUGAUGCACUGCUUCAAGAAUGGAGAUUAUGUCCGAACACAGGCGGAGCUCAUGUCUACAUACUGGAAUAUCACACAGCAGUUUUCGUUAAAGAAUUUUUUUUGGUUGUUUUUUUAAGAUUUCAAUGGCUGUUCAGAUGUUUGUAAUGUCCCUCCCCCCUUUUUAAAAAAUGAAAUGUCCAAUGGCCUAGGGGAGGAUGUCUAUUCAGUUUGGGCUUGGGCUCAUGUUUUAGGUGUUGAAGUAGAAAAAGGUGAAUCAGCCUAGAGCACUAGAGAGUAUGUUUGUUAGUUAGCAGAGCUGGAGAAUCUCCAUAUUGUACAUUUAUCACUGGCCCAGUUCUCCAGAACAGCAGAUGAGUUUGUAAAGUCUUAUGCCCUGGAGCUGAACCACUUAAGAGCUGGAGUGAGGCACCUGGCUGUGCACUCCAAGCACACAUGAUAGAUUUCUUUAUGCCAAGAACUGCAGAGAAUUCUAACUUGGCUCUUUCUCUGAUGUGCCAUUUUUUAUAUACAAAUAUUUUGUUGUAGUAGUAGUCGUUGUUGGGUAGAAGAGCAUUCAGUUCAUGUAAGCUUCCACCUGCAGUCCUCACUUAUGUAGUACAGCUCAAAAAUAGGUUUACCAUUAUUUCAUCUGCUGUGGGAGAGAUCUAGGCCACCAGCUAGAUGAUUUUAUUCCCUUAGACCUCGUUUUUCUAUAUUCUACAAUGAUGUUUUCCUAGCCGUCUAAUACUGAUUUCUACAAUUUUUAUUGCUUUCUACUGUAGCCAUAAGUAGGUGCAGGCUGGGAAAAUCUGCAGCUCCUCCUAUCAUGCUUUGGAAGGAAACUAGGAUGGGAACAGUAAAGUAGAGCAGGAAUGGGGGAACCUCCAAAAGUGGUUGGGACUCCAUGUCCCAUUAGGCAGUCAGGAUGAUGGGAGCUAUAGUCCAAAAUAUCUGGACAGCUAUCCAAAAGCUUCCUGCCUAUAAUGUGGGGGGAAUCUGAACAAAUGACCACCUCCUCUUUAUUCCUUCUCCAGCUGAGCUGUCCUUUCUUUGGGAGUGACAAGAUACAACAGUGCCUUCUGGAGAGAGCAGCAGGUUUUCCUCCCUUGAAACAACCUACAGGCCUCAGCCGUGUGUGCAUAACCUCCAGGAUUGUCACACAUUAAACAAAAAAAAAGUCUGCUUAUUUCCUGGGACGUUAGAGUAACACAGUCGUGAGUGCUUGAAAUAGCUGUCUAUUUUUUCUCCUUAUGCUGGACAUAAUACCAGUAUUUUGAAUUUUCCUCUUAAGUAAUAGCAAACGCAGUCAAGACUUCCCUGUCAUAAAGAAACCAGUUGAAUGCAGCCUAGACGAAGGAGCGGAGGACAGCUCAGUGACUCUUACAGUGUUUUAAGCCAAAGCCUCAAUAUGACAUGGGCCUUCUGUAAGUCAGCACCCUUCAGAUUUUGUUGCAGUCCAAUUCCCAUCUGCCUCAGCCAGAAUAGGCAAUGGGGGCAGGGGUGGUGGAUUGUAGUUCUAGCAACAUUUGGAGGGCACCAGGUUGGGGAGAGGUGCUGCAUGCCUUUAUUACACAAUCAUUACUCCACCCGCAAAAAGGGUGGCUGCAGGCUAGAUACACAGGUCCAAGAUAUCAGAGGUCCCACUUGAGUUUCUCAUCAGUCGUACAUUGUGUAUCCCUGAAUCGUUGGCAGAGUUUUACAUAUCUGGACCCCAUUCUGGGCUCUCUUCCCCCAUCACACAUGUGAAUUCUAUUUUCUUUAUUAAACAGGUCAUCUUUGCUUGGUUUUUGAGUUCCAAA
Messenger RNA from Lacerta agilis (Sand lizard), 2427 nucleotides. RefSeq names its product protein phosphatase 1 regulatory inhibitor subunit 1A (gene PPP1R1A). Gene Ontology annotation, biological process: intracellular signal transduction. Gene Ontology annotation, molecular function: protein phosphatase inhibitor activity. NCBI's taxonomy places the organism in Eukaryota, Metazoa, Chordata, Lepidosauria, Squamata, Lacertidae. Gene Ontology annotation, cellular component: cytoplasm. The record is from RefSeq and is a predicted model, not a curated record.